Molecule: messenger RNA, 1563 nt
Organism: Penicillium griseofulvum
Lineage: Eukaryota; Fungi; Ascomycota; Eurotiomycetes; Eurotiales; Aspergillaceae
Product: SMI1/KNR4 family protein
Exons: 1
Coding region: 1-1563 (520 amino acids)
Biological process (GO): cell wall biogenesis; regulation of fungal-type cell wall biogenesis
Cellular component (GO): mating projection tip
Source: RefSeq, a predicted model, not a curated record
AUGACCUCCUACGACCGUCAUGCCUCCCACGACUCCCCCUACCGUACCGGGAGACAUGUCCCUCUCAACCAAAGUCGCCAUGAGCCACUCACAUCUAUCGCAACUAGCGCAAUCGAAUCUCGCCCAGACCUCUCCAACCCCUACGAUGAUGAGCCCACGAAAUCUGCAAGUGCACAAGCAUCUGAGUGGAACGGCUCCCCCGAUGAGUUGGGCUCUCCCACCCAUCCCUAUUCACCAGGGAUGAGGUCAGCCGCAUCCCAAAAGAGACGAUCAAACGACCAAGCCGAGGGCACACCAGAGAUUCAGAUGCAAAGUUUCCACGAUGGGGCGCCACCGCCGCCGCCGGUCGCUCACUCCUGGAGGAAGAUUGAACGCUGGUUAGAACACAAUUAUGAGGAACUGCUUGAUCAGCUUGGUGAAGGAUGUACCCAGAACGAUAUUAACGAAUUGGAGCACGAACUGGACUGCAGUCUGCCAUUAGAGGUACGGGAAUCGUUGAUGGUCCAUGAUGGUCAAGAACGUGGCGGUCGUCCCACCGGUGUCGUCUUCAGUGCCAUGCUACUAGACUGCGAGGAGAUCGUUCAGGAAUGGCGGAACUGGAAAACGGUCAACGACGAAUACCUCAGCAACGCUACCAUGAUGCAAAACCCACCCUCAUCCAGCUCUGCAGCAAGCUCCUCCGCGGCUGGUCCGUCUCAGCAAGCCUCAUCCACAAUGUGGCAAUCAGAGCUGCUCGAUCGUCAGGACUCCCAGCCUCCCGGUGCAGUUCAAAAAGCGUACGCACACCCCGCUUGGAUCCCCCUCGUCCGUGAUUGGGGCGGCAAUAACCUUGCUAUCGAUCUGGCACCCGGCCCCGCUGGAAAAUGGGGCCAGGUGAUUAUUUUCGGCCGGGAUUAUGACUGCAAAUACGUCGUUGCCCGCUCGUGGGCUGCGUUCCUCGCGACUCUCGCCGACGAUAUGUGCAGCGGUCACGUCAUUGUGGACGAGGAGACUGAGGAGCUGAAACUGAAGCAAUUCAAGACCCAAAAUGUGGAGCCCCCAUACCUGGAUAUUCUGCGCUGGAGGACGGAUCAGAAGUACGGCCGCCGUGUACCUCGCCGGAAGGGCCCCGUACCCAAUGGUCUGGGUGUAAACGCUUCAGGCAACCGGUCCAGCAGUCGCGAGUCCCCCUACGGAAGCCCCACACGCACCGAAGAACGGGGCCGUUCGCCACACCGUUUCUCCAAGAGUGGAAAUGCCCAGAGUCCCAAGACGCCAUUCGGCGUAUCUAGUCCUCUUGCACGCGUGACUGAGGAGACAACAAGUCCCAUUGUCACCACAGGGCCCACAAUCUCCGAAACCACCAACGAAAAUGGCAAGGAAAACGGCAAGGAGCCUCAAACUGAAGAUCUCAUGGAGGUUGUAACCCCACAAAUCUCCAACAAGGAGAAUGAAGGGAUCCCCAAGCCCAAUGAACUUAAGGAAUCCGACAAGGCUGGAAAGGCCGAGAAAACCAACUCCGCAGAGUCUUCAACUGCCAUUGAGUCGGAGGUCCUCGGCGAAAUGAAGAACGUGGCUAUUUAG